AUGUUUCAAAAAAAAGCUUCUUCAGUUUGUUUUUUUAAUAAGUAUCAUAACAAUAAAUAUGGAUAUCAUAUAUUUUGUUCAUCCAACUUUUCAAUUUAUAAAAAAGCAUUGAUACAAUAUUCCUCUAUAAAUAAUCAUACCAAUUAUAAUUAUUUUAAUAAUAAUAAUAAUAAUAAUACAAGGUAUAGAAAAAUCAUUGUUAUUCCUUUUAAUGAUGAGAAUAUCAAAUUAGAAUAUAAAAAAAUUCCAUUCGAUAAAAAUGAUUUAGACAAGAAAAGUAAAAAGGAGUUAUUAAAUAUUUAUAAACAUAUUAGAAAAAAAGAAGAAUUAAAUAAAUUACCACAAGAUUUUUUAGAUAAUUUAUUUGAAUGCACAAAAAAAUAUGUUGGUUGUCUUUUACCAUAUGAAUUUGUAAGGAUUUAUAAAACAUUAAAAAUUAUAAAAAAAAAUAAUAAAGAAUUAAAUUUAUUAUUACAUCAACAAAUGAAAAGAAUAUAUCAAAAUUUUGAUAUUACAAGUAUCAGUAAAUUAUUUCAAUUAUAUAAUUUUAGUAAAUCAAGACCAACUGUUCUAAUUAAAAAUUUAUCUCAAACAUUUUUAAAUAAUAUAAAUAAUGAAAAUGUAAAACCUUGGAAUAUUAGAGAAUUAAUAUCGAUAUUUUCUUAUCUUAAAAUAUAUGAUGAAAGGCUUAUUGAUGAAAUAUAUAAAAAAUGCAUUCCUAUUUUUUCCAAAUAUAUUUUGAAUUAUCAACCAAAAGAUGUUACCAUUAUCUUUUAUUGUUUAGUCAAAAUGAACAAACAUAAUACCACUCUAUCUAAUGUUGUAACAAAACAUGUGAUUUUGAAUAUUGAUUCUUAUGAAUUUCACCAGACAGCUAUUGUUUUAAAUACCUUUGUAAAACUAGGUCUUAAAAAUAAUAAGCUGUGUAAAGUUAUAUGUGAUAAAAUUAAAGUAAAAUUACAGCCGCAAAAAUUCACAAAUUUAGCAAAUGAUGUUAUCACAAGGGAACCUGGAAAUAAUACAUAUUUAUUCAGGAGUGAAAAAAAAAAAAAACUUAAUCUUUACAAUGUUGAAAAUGUGAAUGAGGCUACAAAGAAUCGCUCUUUACUUAAUGAAAAUAAUAAUAAUAAAGAAGAAGAAGAAGGAGUAAAUACGCUUGACGAACUAGGUAGAGACCAUAACAAAAUUGUUGAAAUUGCUCAUAUUGAUAAAAAGAACGCAAAAGAAAUUGUCAAGGUUGAAGAAACAAAUAUUGAAAAUAAGAAAGGUAUUAGAAAGAAUAAAUUAAUAAAAAAACAAAUAUUAGAACCAAAGGAUGUUUCUGUAAUAUUAAAUUCAUUAAUAAGAUUGGAAUAUUAUGAUAAUCAAUUAUUUCAUUGUUUAAGUCCAUAUAUAAUAAAUAAUGUAUCGAAAUUUUCUGCACAAUCAUUGAGCAAUAUUAUUCAUUCCUUUUCUCAAAUUCAAAUAAACAACGAAAUAUUAUUAGACAACAUUGUUAAGGAGUGUAUUAAAAAGAUACAUAAAUUUAAAAAUAUCGAAAUGAGUAAUUUGGCUAACUCCCUUGUACGUUUAAAUAGAAAAGAUAAAAUAUUAUUUACCUAUAUUAUUGACGAAUUUUUAUAUCGUGCAACAAUUGGUUCUAAAUUUUUAAAUUACCAAUUUGAUGUAUUAUCCCUACAACAAUUAGCUUAUUCAUUUAGUAAGGUAGGUUUGAAAGAUGACAAAAUAUAUACAGUACUUUAUAGGAUGUUAAUAAAAAAAAUAAAUGAAAGGAAUAAAAUAGUUAGAAGGAAUAAUAAAAUAAUGAACAACAACUUGAUAGAAAUGGAGAGUAACCAAAAUGGAGCUGCUAAUAAAAUUGGUAUAAAAAGAAAAAAAAAAAAUGAAAAAGAAGAAAAAAAAGAAGAAAAAAAAGAAGAUAAAAUAAAUGAAAAGGAUAUUAUUGAAAAAAAAGGCAUAUUAAUUUGUAAUAAAAAUGAAUUAUACAAACAUAAUAAUAAUAAAAAUAAUAAUAGUAAUGAUAAUUUUGAUUUUUUUUCCUUGUGUACAUUUAUUAAUUCGUAUGGAAAAGUCAAUAUCGGAAAUAAAAAUUUCCAUCAUUUUAUUAGUUAUAUUAUUAGAAAGAAAAAAAAAAACAACGAAGUCUUAACAAACGAAUCAUUAAGUUUUAUGAUAUAUGGUUUAUUAAAAUUAAAUUUAAAAGAUAAAAAAAUAUAUAAAAUAUUAUUAAAGGAUUGUAUAGAAAAAGUGGAUACAUUAAAACCAUUUCAAAUGGUACUCUUAUUAUAUUCCUUAAGUAAAUUAAAAAUAUAUUCCUAUUAUUUUGUUAAAAAAUGUUUAAAAAUGUUAAGUAUAAAUAUUAAUAAUUUGAAUUUAUCUGAUUUGUCAUUAGUAUGUUAUUCUUUAUCAAACUUUUUAUAUAGGGAUGUCAUAUUUUUAUAUAAAGUAAAUAAAAUAAUUCUUUUAAAUAAUUAUGAAUUCAAUCCAAAGAUUAUAUCUCAACUUUUUAAUUCUUAUACAAAAUUAUGUUAUUAUCACGAGCCUUUUUAUGAUUUUAUAUUUAAGAAAAUUAUAAUGUUUAUACAUCAAUUUGAUGAAAAGGAAUUAAGCAAUUUGGUUUUUUCCUUUAUGUAUUAUUUUCAUAUGAAAAAACUUCAUUACGACAAUAUCAAAAAUGAUGAUCAACACAACAAAAAUAAACAGCACGUUGGAUCUGUUCCAAUGGAUAGUGGGGAAAAUAAAAUUGGGAAGAAUAUGUGUAAUCGUAUGAAUGAUAGUGUUAGUAAGGAUAUAAAAUAUAUAAUAAUGAUGGAAAAUAAAAAUAAAAAGAAAGGAAAUGAUAAUAAAAUGGAUGAUAGUGAUAUUAAUGAUAAAUAUAAUACAUAUAAUAAUAAUAAUAAUAAUAAUAAUAAUAAUACAUUUAAUAAUAAUACAUUUAAUAAUAAUAAUACAUAUAAUUAUAAUAAUUAUAUUAAUGAACAUGUUCAUCAUCGUAUCGAUCAACCCCAUGACACAUUUAAAGACAUAGAACACAGUUUAAGAAACACACAAAAUAAUAAUCCCUAUAAUAAUUCAUCAUGUAGAAAUAAAAAUAAUAUUAGCCUAGGUAGAGAAGAAUUUUAUAAAAACGAAUUAAACAUAUUUUUUAAUUUAAUAUAUAUAUUAAAUGAAAAGUAUAGAACGAAGAUAUCACUAAUAAGCAUAUAUCAAUUACAAGUCGUAGAUUUAUAUUUAAGAUCUUUUUUUUUGAAUUAUUUUUAUUUUCCUGUUUAUUUAAAAACGUUUUUUUUCAAAUGUAGAAAUGUUAAGUUAAAUAUCGAAGAUUAUAUAAUUUUAUCCUCAAAAACACAUCGAAAUAUCUCUCGAUUUCUUAAUAUUGUCGGCAUAAGACAUAGAAGUGAAGUGUUGUUUGGUCCUUACCAAUUGGAUAUCGUAAUAGAUUUUAUAGAAAUGAAGAACGCAGAUAAUUAUUUAAAUAUUUUUAAACACGAAAACAAUAAUAAGGAUGAUCAAAGAAUAUGUGACAAUUUAUCUAAUAAUAAUUCUAAUGAUUGUAAUAUUAUUUAUAAAGCGAAAAGGUUAGAAAAAGAAAAAAUUAUAAACGAGCAAGAUAGAAAACAUAAAGUAAUUGAAACACUUUUAAAUAAAAAUAUUGUUAUAGAAGUUGAUGGUAUAUCUCAUUUUUAUAAAGAAAGUUUUAGUCGGACAAUUAAUUCUGUUAUUAAAGAUUAUAUUUUAAAAAAACUUGGUUGGAACAUUAUACAUAUACCUUACCAAGAAUGGAAUCAAUGUUUUACUUUUAAAAAAAAAGUAUUAUAUGUAAUUGAAGUUUUAAAAAAUAUUUUAGAAAUAAGUAAGCAGGAUAUAUCUGUACACGAUUUUAUACACAUAGUAAAUGCAAAUUAUAAUGAGAAAAAAAAAUAUUAUGAUACACCUUUAAUAUCAAACAUUUCUCAAAUGAAUGAUUCCCAUAAUAAUAAUAAUAAUAAUAUGCAUGUUACAGAAAAUAAAAUGGUAAUAUAUUCGAAAGAGGGAACUGAACAAAUAUCAAUUGAACGAACCUCAAAUAAUAGGAGGGACAAUUAUAAUAACGAUUUACCUAAAUUUUAUACUGUGAGUGAGGAGAAUAUUUUCCUGAAUCAAAUAAAAAAUAAGAACACACGUCAACAGAAUCUUAUGAAGAAAAUGAGAGAGGACUCAAAAUUAAAAUAUGAUUAUAACAUAUCCUGUAAGAAAGCAAAUGAAGGUAAAAAGAUGAAUCAUAUGUCCGAUGAUUUGAUGAGUGAUUAUGACAACCAGGAGGACUAUAUCGGUAAGUAA
Messenger RNA from Plasmodium reichenowi, 4320 nucleotides. Its product is annotated as RAP protein, putative. Gene Ontology annotation, cellular component: ribonucleoprotein granule; mitochondrial matrix. Gene Ontology annotation, molecular function: RNA binding. The record is from RefSeq and is a predicted model, not a curated record. The transcript has a single exon. Gene Ontology annotation, biological process: regulation of mitochondrial mRNA stability; mitochondrial RNA processing. NCBI's taxonomy places the organism in Eukaryota, Apicomplexa, Aconoidasida, Haemosporida, Plasmodiidae. The coding region runs from base 1 to 4320 and encodes 1439 amino acids.